CACUUGCAGUCUGGUCCCAGGAGGGUGGGAGUCUCCUGGGGAAAGGAGGACAGACCUGCACUUCUGGGAGAAUGGGAGAAGUUGGGUGGAUAGUGGUGUUUGUGAUGACUUUCAUCAGCUGCAAUGCCCUCCCGGAUCUGUCUGGUGUCCACCAGGUCACGGGCACAUGGAUGGGAUCCACAACUGUACCGUGUACCUAUGUGUCUUCAGAAGGUUUCACACAGCAAACGCUCAGCUGGAGCGUGGAGCGGGACUCCAGCAUCUCCACCAUCUUCCGGAGGGAUGGCUCUGGUGACCACAUCUUGCUGGCUAAAUUUCGAGGCCGAGUCAGCGUCCCAAAGAACAGCCCAGGGGACGCCUCACUCCUCAUUGAGAACCUUGAAAUGCCUGACAAUGGACACUACACCUGUCAAGUCAUCUGGAGGUCUAGAGAUAAUAGCUUGAUAACAAGAGAGGUGACCACUACAGUCAAAGUUGUCAAAGUGGCAGCCACCAAGCCCAUCAUCAGAGCUGGAGAGCCGGGGCUGACGCUCCCGGCCGGGGCCAGCACCAGCCUGACCUGCGAGGCCCGCGGGUCCCCUCCCAUCAGCUACCGCUGGUUCCGGAGCGCCCCUGCGGGCAGGGCCGAGCUCCUGAGCACUGCGGCAGAGCUGGCGUGGCCCAGCCUGCGGCCCUCGGACAGCGGCACGUACUUCUGCGAGGCGGAGAACAGGGCCGGGGCCGGGGCCGUGCAGCGCAGCGAUGCCGUGCAGCUGACCGUGACAGAUCUGCUCACAACAACAGCAGCCUUGCAGAGGAAUGUGGGAACCAUAGGGGGACACCACUCAACCACAGGUCAGGGUGAGAGCGGUGACAGGGAGCACACUGUGACAGAUCCAGUCCCAACAACACAGGUCUCCAGGAUGGACAGUGCUCCAGUGGGACCUUUCACAGACACAGGUUCCCCGCGGGUCGCACCGUCCCCGCUGCUCUACGGGCUGGCGGCCGCGCUGGGCGGCGCCGCGCUGGGCGCGCUGCUGGCGGCCGCGCUGAGCUGGUGGCGGCGGCGCCGGAGGAAGGAGGAACCUCUCUAUGCAGUUGCUUUCCACAGCACUGCAGAUGUCGCCCUCCUGCCCACUGAGGUGGAAGUCCCUGUUAAGUGCCAACACGAGGAAAUGCGCUCUAAUGCUGAAAAAAACCCCAUGAAAGACAGGAAAAGUCCUGAGUAUGAGAACCUUGUGACUGCAAUGGAAUCACAAUAUGAAACCGAAGGAAUUUAGUAAAGCACCAGCUUUUCCACAUAAGCAGCCACGCAGGGCUGCAGGUACUGAAUAGUGAACUUAACAGAAGGAAACUCUUCCUCCUGUUGUCCCUCUCUUCUGCUCUCACUGCUUGAUUUAACCCAGAGGAGCUGCAUAACCUUUUGGUCUUUGGCAGACCAGGCCCUGCCUGUGGGAGCAGAAAAUCCGCAGCCAACUGUUUGUCUACCCACUUCUAUAGAGCAAGUUGUUUCUGAGCAACCUGAAGGACCGAGGGCAGGAAGAGAGGAUCUGAAGGACUGAGAACAUGAAAUUCUUUAGCAUGUAAAUCCAGAAGUAGUUGGCGCAAUACUGCUAGUCAGUAACACUAGCAAGAGGUACUCUCCAAUGUGUGUUCCUGUUAAGACAUCCCAGACUGCAAGGAACCAGGAUUGUGUUGGGAAUGGAGACCCUCUGGCUUUUGCAGCUCAGCAAAUACUGGUUGUA
Prinia subflava (tawny-flanked prinia) is the source of this 1724-nucleotide messenger RNA. Its product is annotated as V-set and immunoglobulin domain-containing protein 4-like. Gene Ontology annotation, molecular function: complement component C3b binding. The transcript is spliced from 8 exons. Gene Ontology annotation, biological process: negative regulation of complement activation, alternative pathway; negative regulation of interleukin-2 production; negative regulation of macrophage activation. NCBI's taxonomy places the organism in Eukaryota, Metazoa, Chordata, Aves, Passeriformes, Cisticolidae. The coding region runs from base 72 to 1259 and encodes 395 amino acids. The record is from RefSeq and is a predicted model, not a curated record.